Hibiscus syriacus is the source of this 641-nucleotide messenger RNA. RefSeq lists its product as uncharacterized. The coding region runs from base 19 to 618 and encodes 199 amino acids. Gene Ontology annotation, cellular component: cytoplasm. Lineage: Eukaryota; Viridiplantae; Streptophyta; Magnoliopsida; Malvales; Malvaceae. Gene Ontology annotation, molecular function: ubiquitin protein ligase activity. The transcript has a single exon. The record is from RefSeq and is a predicted model, not a curated record. Gene Ontology annotation, biological process: protein ubiquitination.
UUCAGUUUUCCCUCAAUAAUGGCAGGCCACAAUUGUAGUUCCUCUCGUGUUUCGGACACUAGAUCUUUUUCCCCUUCCAUGUUCGAAAUCGAGCUAAGGGCAACGUUUGUCAUAGUGGACAGAAACGGUGGCGUUUCCACGGAGGUGGGGAGGAUUAUUUCUCACGUCAUCCACGAUUUCCCUUUGGAAGACCUGAUUAGCGAUGGGAACGGCGCCGUUUCGGACAUGUUCAACUCGAUGCGCAUCCCAGUUCAGCCCUCGAAGGUUGAAGAAGUAGCGGCCUCCGCGGUUCGGUUGGCGGUGGCUGCGAGGGACGGAGGAUGCAAGGUUUUGAGAAUGCGGGUGCAGGUUGAGGCGGUUGUCGACGAGGUGCCUGACUUUGGGAACGGUGAUGACACGGAUGAUGAAAAUGAAGACGAAGAGGCGGCGGCGGUGGAGAAUCUGGUGAAAGUGAUGGUUGAAGGGUCGGGAAAGGAUUGUCCGAUCUGUUUGGAAGAGUUGACAGUGGGGUCGGAAGGUGUGUGCAUGCCUUGCUUGCAUGUUUUUCAUGAUACUUGCAUUGUGGCUUGGCUCAACAAAAAGAAACAUUGUCCUUGUUGUCGUUUUAAGUUGUCUUAGGUCUUAGUUAAGUUAGUUUCACC